AGACUGUUAAUGUACCUAGUGUUAUUCAUAUAUAGAUAAACAAUUGUUUUAUAUACAAUGACGUCUGCUCCUACUGCAAAUAAUCCGUCCCAGUUGCUACCAUUCGAGUUGAUUGAUAAAUGCAUUGGAUCGAAGAUUCACAUUAUUAUGAAGACAGAUCGUGAGAUUGUUGGAACUUUUUUAGGUUUUGACGACUUUGUAAAUGUCGUUUUAGAAGAUGUCACAGAAUUUGAGAAUACUCCAGAGGGCCGAAGGGUAACCAAGUUAGAUCAAAUAUUAUUGAAUGGUAAUAAUAUUACAAUGUUAGUUCCAGGUGGUGAAGGACCCGAAAUGUGAGGGUACAGCAGAAUGGUUGGACCAUAAUACAUCAGUGUUUUGUUGUGUUUUAUACUGUGUACAUCACUUUUGCAGUGUACUUCGAUAAUAGAUAUUACAGACAUUUAUAUAUUAAAAA
Molecule: messenger RNA, 454 nt
Organism: Hydractinia symbiolongicarpus
Lineage: Eukaryota; Metazoa; Cnidaria; Hydrozoa; Anthoathecata; Hydractiniidae
Product: U6 snRNA-associated Sm-like protein LSm5
Exons: 1
Coding region: 58-336 (92 amino acids)
Biological process (GO): mRNA splicing, via spliceosome
Cellular component (GO): U4/U6 x U5 tri-snRNP complex; U6 snRNP; Lsm1-7-Pat1 complex
Molecular function (GO): RNA binding
Source: RefSeq, a predicted model, not a curated record